GUACAUGGUGGAGACGGCGGGGGAGGGCGCAUUCAAGGUGAAGUGGGCCAACGGGGCCACGCUCACCCUCACCGCCUGCAACGACUGGCCAAUGCCAGGCGGCCACCUGGCAGUGGCUGACGUGGAGCUGCCCCACACAGCGCAUUCGGGCGAGGAGAGGCAGCAGCUGCUCUCGCUGCUCUCCACGGCCGUGGGCGACGCACAGCGGCAGGAUGACACACCUCCGGCCCCUCCGGCCCUGUCCGCCCUGGGCGGUGUGAUAGCAGCGGCAGGGGCAUGCCUGCGCAAGGCCAUGAUGGUGGCGCUCAAGACAUCGUGA
This is a messenger RNA of Closterium sp. Naga37s-1, 319 nucleotides long. Lineage: Eukaryota; Viridiplantae; Streptophyta; Zygnematophyceae; Desmidiales; Closteriaceae. The record is from the annotation of a GenBank genome assembly.